AUGACUCAUCUUUUCUUUGCGGAUGACGCUCUUCUUUUCUUCAAUGCUACAAAUGAAAGUUGUUGUGCAGUCUCGAACAUUCUUCAAAGGUUUUGUGGAAUCUCAGGUCAACAACUUAACUUGCAGAAAUCUCUUUUUAAAGUAAGUCCGAAUACUCCUGAGGAAAGUCGGCUUCGUUUCAAAGGUAUUUUAAAGAUGGAAUUGGUUCAGAAUAUAGGAACUCAUUUGGGAGUUCCAAUUGACUUGGUGGGAAAGAAACAUUCCAAUUUUCAUUUUAUUGUGGAUAAGGUUGCUGUUAAGAUCUCAGCUUGGAACUCUUGCAACCUUUCUCAAUCUCAGAAAUUAGUUUUGAUUAACUCUGUUCUUCUUGCUAUGGCUUCUCACGUCUUCAGCUGCAUGGAGGUUCCAUUGUCUAUAUCGUCAAAGUUAGAUUCUAUUAUUACUAGAUUCUUCUGGGCUGGGAGAGCAGGUUCAGGUUUUCAUUGGGUUAAUAGGAGAACUUUGCAGAUUCCUCGAGGUCUUGGUGGUUUGGGAAUCCGGAAUGCUUCUUGCUUGAAUAAAGCUUUACUUAUGAGGCAGGUCUGGAGACUUAAUAAUAACCCUCUCUCGUUGUUAGCUGGAGUGGUGGAUAGGAAAUUUUUGAAACCUCUAAGGACCGGGAUUAAAGCUUCUCUUAUUGGCAGGCGUCUUUCUUGGGGUAUGAGAGGGUUAGGUAGAGCUUCCAACCUGGUUCUUGAAGGGUGUAAUUGGAAAGUGGGGAACGGAAAGUCAAUUGUUGCAGGGAGGGAUAAGUGGGUGAAUGGAGGUACUCCAGUUUUCAGUUCUAAUGUCACUCUUAGGCAAGCUAAGGAUUGGAAAGUACACCAUUUCUUGCUUCCUUCUGGGGAAGGCUGGAAUUUAGCAGAGAUCAAUUCUAGGUUUGAAUUCUUGGAUGCUCGGAGAAUUUUGAGUAUGGAACUUCCUUCUUCUAAUGCUGAGGAUUUCCUUUAUUGGAAAUACCAUAUAUCAGGUAAGCUUUCUGUUAAGUCUGCGUAUGCCAUGUUAGUUUUAGGAGAUUCUAGUGACUAUGGGUUGAAUUCAGAGUCCGUUUUCUAUAAAUCCUUAUGGUCAAUGAAGAUUCUUCCUAAGUGGAAAAUGUUCUUUUGGAAGCUCCUUCAUAAUGGGAUUGCUACUAAGGCUAAUUUAGGGAGGAGGGGUGUUCAGCUGUCAAUGGUGUGUGACGAGUGUAAUGCAGGAGAUGAGGAUCUUCAGCAUCUUUUUCGGUUUUGCAAGUUUGCUCAGGAUGUUUGGAGGAGUGGUUCACUCGCUAUCCAUUCAAAUUUCAAUGAAGCCAUGUCUUUCCAAGAAUGGAAUAAUCGUGUUUUUAGAGGUCAAUCUACUUCUUCUUCGGCAAUGCAUAAUUGUAUCAAGUCAGGUUUGGAUCAAAUUUCAAUAUUGCACCAGCAUCCGUCGCCUUAUUUAAGGUUUUUCCAUCCUCCUGAAGUGGAUCCGAUCUUUCCUCCGGGCUUUUCUAGGAUUAUCUUAUCAGGGAGUGAAGAUGGGAAUCCCACUACUAUAAUUGUGUCUGAUGGGUCUUGGUUUAAAAGCUCUAAGAUUGCUGGUAUGGGCUGGUAUUUGGAUAGGCAACAGGUUCCAAGUGAUCGAAUUUUAGGGGGUGCGCAGCCAGGUUUGACAAGUUCUGCUCUCCACUCUGAGGUUUUAGCUUGUUUAUUAAGUCUGCGGUGGGCGUCUCAAGCCGGGUUUAAUAGGGUCACAAUUUUUACUGAUUCUCUUCGUUUGGUCGAUUUACUGAGAUCGAUGGAGAUUGCGGAUAUUAACCUCAUCUGGACACUUGCGGAAAUCCAAAGAAUUGGAAAGACCUUUCUAUGGUGCUGUAUUAACAAGGUUGAUAGGCAGCGAGUUCAUCAAGCGCACAAGCUUGCAAAGGCAGCUUCUACUUUAUCCUCGUACUCUGCCUCAUUGUUUGAAGCUUUGAAUUUGAAUUUUAUGGCGUAUUCAAAGACAUUGCCUUCUGGUGAAGUCAUGAUAAUGCAAGCCUCAGACCCUGUUACUGCAGCAAAGCCAUCUACUGAGAUUUGCCAUGUUCCUAGAGUACCAAAGCUGCUGCCACUGUCUUCCGGGAAGCAUAGAUUUAUAAUUGUAGCAGAUCAUUUACCUUUGGCCUGGCGAUGGUCGGAAGACUUUUCAGGUGGUUCUUUACCUCCUCAAAUGCCUUUUUCUGCUCUUCCCCCCCAUCUGAAUUCUUUAUUCCCCUUCAGCAACUAUAAGAAAGGAAGAGACUUUUCUGCGGAUUUGCUGAUGAACCUGGUUAGUGCUGCCAUCUUUCCUGUUAACCUCUGGAUGUCUCUCACGUUGUUGGGUUUUGUCAAGCUUCUAUGGGUUGGCAUCGAUUCCCCUUUCACUAACUAG
Messenger RNA from Spinacia oleracea (spinach), 2409 nucleotides. RefSeq lists its product as uncharacterized. The record is from RefSeq and is a predicted model, not a curated record. The transcript has 4 exons. NCBI's taxonomy places the organism in Eukaryota, Viridiplantae, Streptophyta, Magnoliopsida, Caryophyllales, Amaranthaceae. Bases 1 to 2409 code for a protein of 802 amino acids. Gene Ontology annotation, molecular function: nucleic acid binding; RNA-DNA hybrid ribonuclease activity.